UUUUGGAAAACUGUUGGAAAACUGCUCCGCUCCGCUCAGCUCAGCUCUCCAGUGUCCCGUUAUCGAGGCCCAGUUGUUCUUCUAGUUCCAAGCUCUCUCGCCGCGCUGCUCUCGCACACCCACACAAACAAAGGAGCCACAGCUGAGCGAGCGUCGAGGAGAGAGAAACUCUCUGUAAACAUAAAGCCACGCUCCGUUCUUGCGCAUUCGUUCUGCUCAUGUUAACUUACAGAGCAUGUUAACUUCCACUCAAUCGCUUUUACGAACACGAAUAUAUAUACGAAUACGGGCAGAGCAAAUGAAGUCUAUAUAGUUUCGCACAUCGGACCAAAAGAGCAGAAGUAUAGCCAGAAAACCGGAAAAAACGCAGCCAUCAGCACUUGAAACUUCGCCAUAUGUAGCAAAGAAAUAAAUCGAAAUAUCUGUCCAACCAACAACAAAUUAAAUCAAAACCAUGUGCUGUGCUUAAAUUUAUUAACAAACCAGACAGAGCGAGAUAGAAAAAGGAGGCCCAAGGAAAGAGCGAAAGAAAGAGCGAGAGAGAGAGCUGGACGGGGCGGCGAUUUGCGUUGAUUUUUUAGCAUGUAUUGAAUUGAAAUGUUUAACUAGAAUAACAAAUUUAGUUGUUGAUACUUUUCCAAUUGUUUGUUAAACGCUGUCGCUGGAAAAUCGAACUCUCCACCCACACAACAACACAAAACACACAACACACACGCGAAAUAAAAUCAAAUUCUUGUGAUUAAAGUGCAUUUCUAUACGUACGUUAAAUACAACUAUCCACACUCACGCAAUAUAAUAAAACGCAACGAAAGUCGGUCGAGAUCAGUAUUUGGAAUCAAAAUCUAUAUACCCCACUUGGCUGAAAACACGCAAAAUAGCAGUUUCAACGGCGAUUCUAUGAAGAUGGAAGUGCUCUCAGUACAAAAUCACAUUCAGGGAAAAUUCGGUGUUAAUAAAAUUAAAGACUGGCAAGCUGCGACGGCACCGCUGGAGGAGGAGGAGGAGCUGACAUCGGCCGUGAACGGGAACACAGCCGCCGGCGAGGGGGUUCUAGACGUGGACGAGGUGGAUGGCCAUCCGGCCUCCGUGUUGCACAUGCGACAGCACCAGGCGCUCAAUACGCGCCCACCCUCCACGCCCCCAGUGGCGGGGGGUGGUGGUGCGAUGGCCGGAGGAGGAGCCGGCGGAGUGACUACUCCCAAGCAGGCCACAUCGCCGGUGGCUGCGGCCAGUUUCGAGGUGCCCGUUAGCGGUGGCAGUGCUGCAGCCUAUCACCACGCCUACAUGACAAACGUGCUGGCCAGCACCGCCCAUCAGCAGCAUCACUACCACCACCCACUGCCCGCCUCGCCGCUCCAGUCAACGGCCGGCGCUCGAUUUGGGGCCGCCGACAACCUGGACGAUGUGAGCGCCAGUGCGGUGCGGGAGCUGUCGCAUCAGCUGCAGGCCCAGCUGCGGGACGCCAAGCGACGCCACCUGUCCUGCACCGAGGUCACGCUGCCCAACGACCUCACGCAGCGCAUCGCCGCGGAGAUCAUCCGGAUGUCGGAGCGGGAGCCGUGCGGAGAGCGCGCCUGUACGCUCUUCAUCGAGUUCGAGAGCGAGCCGAAUAAUGUGAGACGCAUUGCAUCCUUCAAGGUUGACCCGGAUACAGUGUCGAUAUUCGAGUUGUACUUGACGUUGAGGCAGGACAAGAGCGGCUGGACCUCCCUGCUGCCGCAGUUUAUAAAAAACCUCACACGUAGCAAUACUAUCAACAUCAGUCCCGACUUCACGCUGACCAAGAACAAGCUCUACUCAUCUGAGUGAGUCGCUCGACGGAGGAGCGGCAUGGAGUGCGAACCAGAAUAGCUGGGCUGCUCAAAACUCAAUCCCUCCGAACAAGAACAGUAACAGCAGCAGAUACAACAGCAGCAAUCGCAAUAGCAACAUCUAUCGGUCGUGCCCCCUUCGUCGCGACCCUCCAGAUUCACGAUCUUCAUUAUGGAUAACAAUACAGAGAGAGAGAUGAUGAUGUUUAACCGUAGAGGCAAACUUUUGGACCACAAACUAUCAACUUACUCCUGCAAAUAACAAAUCAACUCAACGCUAAAGCAAAAACAAUUAUUUUGGAACCUAAGCUCUAAAACAAAACCAAAAAACCAAAAUGAAAACAAAAACAAAUCAACUGCAGUUGCAGGCAACUCAAAACUCUUAUUGGACUGACUUUUUGGCUUAAACAAAAAAGGUACUUUUUGAAAAACGAAAAAAAUUGCAAAAAAAAAGAAGUAUUGAAAACGAGGAGAUGGAGAGUGAGGAGAACACACAAAACCAUAAGAAAUAUUCAAAAUAUUGUAAAACGUUAAGGCAGACAAGCAGAAGAAAACUUCACUCAGUGAACGGUUGUCGGGGAUCCGUUUUAAAUUGAAUACAAAAGGCAAAACCCCCGGACAGAAGUAUAGAGUAUUAACCCCAUUUGUAUGUAUGGAUGUGUGUACACCAUUACCUUGUAUCAUCAUCAUAAUCCAGAAAUCAAAUGUAGCAUAUAUAUUAUGUAUGACUUGAGUGCAUAAUGUAUAAUACAUGUUUUUUGUCACGAUUCAAUUAGGCUAUUACUUCUAAACGCAUGCAUGCAUACAUACUCUAUAUUAUGUAUUGGGAAAAAGAAAACCAACCAAUUUCUAUAUAUAUGAGAGCAAACAAUAAGAUUCGGAAGCGAUAAACCGAGGCAGAAAGUGGAAAGUUAAUAAUAACAAAUAUAAAAACAAAGUUGAUGUGAUAUUAUAUAAUAAUUAUGAAUAUUGAUAAACGCAUACACACUCACGAAUUCACUCACAUACAGAACAAAAAAACCGAUUGCAGAAUAUUUGAAAUAGAUUGGAAAUUAUUUCGAAAUUUUGUUCGAUCCCAGUUAUCUUAGAGAAAAACAAAAUUCAUGUUAGAUAAAUAGAUUCAAACAAUUCUCAAAAUAUUUCCACCUAUUUAUGAUUAAGCUCUGUAUUAUUAUUUUAAUUGAUUAUUAUUAUUUUCUUGUUUUUGUGCAGAGUUCCAAACUCUGCGAAGAAAGUGUAGCCAAGUGGCUGAAUAUACAAUAUACAUAUAUAGAUAUAUAUGAAAAAUAUUUCUAAUAUUUGAUGUGUUUCUAAUGUAAGAUUUUAAUAUUAAACAAGCAAAAACGAAAUCAACAACAAGAGAAACAAAACUCAAAUCCAGCAGAAGAUUUCAUUCAAUGUGCGUAGCUGUGUGUUUAUCUGUAGUUUAGUUAACUAAAAACAAUUGAAAACAAACAAUAACAACACGAUAUGACAAACAAACAAAAUUGAUAAGAAAGAAACGAUGAAUAUCGAUAGAAAACGGUUAUAAUAUUUAACAUAUACACAUGUAUGGAUACAUUUUGGCUAGUUAGUUGGCAAACAAAUUGUUUUGAUUAACGAAUGAUCUAAGCAGUGAAAUUAUUUAUAAAAAACAAGCGAAAAAAUUGAUGAAAAAAAUGGGUAACUAUUGUGAAGAGGUAGAAGCAAAAACUUUCGGAAAAUAUAAAGUCAUCUGUGUUAAUAAAUUUUAAAAUAAUUUUUAGCGUAGAAUAACAAAACCAAGAAGUGAAAACGUAAAGGCAAAACAAAAUUAAUCAAAUCUGUUGUAAAUAACAGAUUUCUAAAAAGCUCUCACAUACGCCACAAAAAAAAAUUACAGAUCCCAAGUAUUCGACAGGUUAAUUGUAGUUUAAACUCGUGCAUAACACACCCACAAACAAGCACACGCAAUGGCAAACAAGAAUUUAUUUAUAAAACCAAGAAAUACAAAAAAACAUUUGCAAUAAUUUAAUUUAAACUAACUAAAUACUUUUUCCAUCAUUAAUCAAUCCCACAAAGAUCUCGACUAAUAAGAUGAAGAACUCAUUAUAUGAUAAAGGAAAGAGCGGAAUGAAAAUUACACAAAAGAAAAUACAAUUUAGGUAUUUAAAACUUGCUUUAAACUUAUUUAGGUUAACCCAGGUGUAAAAUGCCAAGAACCCUCUAACGCAUAACAAAUGUUUUAGCCAUCUCAAACUCAAGUAUCGACUUUUCAGCUCCAUUCGAUCAUUAGACACAAACUCACACAUAAGCAUAUGCAUAUAUUAAAGAUAUAUAGUGUAUGUAAAUAGGGCCACCGUAGCAGCAAUAAAUGAGAAGAAAACGAAAACUUUAUAUAUACUGUAUUAACUAUUUAAAUGUGAACAUAAUUAAAGCAAGUGAAGAAAUAGAACCAUGAAUGUGAUCUAUUUAAUAACAAACAAAGUAAUCUUAAAUAAAAUUAAAUUUGCAGAAAGCGAGAAAGAAAUAUUGUAAUCAUUUCCUUUUGUUCAAUUGAUGAAAUUAUUAACAAAGUAGUUGUAGGAGAUUUUAAUUUGUAGAAUUUCCAUUAUCAUUUGCCGAACAUCUUUCCAAAUAAAUUGGUUAACGUUAUCGUUUCGAAUGUUACCAGGCUUUGUAAGAAUAUAGAAUUCGCAACGCUUUCUAUGUGGUUUUUCUUGAGCUUCUUUUUUUAAAUCGAAUAUUGUCUUUUGAAGUAGUGAAACUAACUCCAGUUUUCGGAGGAUUUUUUUGUUACGUUUUCCAUGGAUAAGUGAAAACUGUAUAGAGAUACAAAGAAAGAAAUGAAUCUUAGAUCUGUCCAGUGCUCCUCAAAGUAUUUUGUAAACAAUAAUGAUAAACCAAAAACAAAAAGAAAAGCGAAAACAAAACUCGUGACAAGUAUCAAGCCCAUAGGCAAGCGGAUAUAAAUAUGUAUUUAUGCAAGGGUAUGCGAAAAGUUCUAUAUAUGAAUGUAAAAUAGAUGUAUGGAUAUAUCUAUAUAUAUUGUAGAAUUUUUACACAUUCUAUUACAGACUACAGAGUUACCGACUAAGGCAAAUAUUACGAUUACUACUACGGCAGUACUAAUGUAUAUUUUCAAUGUAUGUGUGUGUGUGUUGUUUAAGGGAACCAAUUAAUGCAUUCAAAAAUCAAAUUACAAAUCAAUUAAACAAACGCCUCAAGUAAAAUCGAAAGCAAAUAACACUAUCCGUAAUACUAGAGACCCCUUCAAAUGCUAAACAGAUCCCGAAACUAAAUUUAAAUUAAAACUGCAUUCCAAUUGCGACCGAAAUCAGUAUGGCAUCUUUGAUUAUCAAUAGGAAGUUAAAUUCAAACGAUUAUCCCACCAUAUGCAAUCUGAGCCAGAUUUCAUUAUCAUUUUCACCUUAAGUUCAAGUUUCAGUUCAUAACUUGCUUUUCCAUCAGCUAGGAAAACUCUUACAAGUCCGAUUCCCUCCCGAAUAUUUUGCAGUUCACAUCGGCGCUUGUUUCAUUUACGACUAAUCAAAUAUUCAAGGGAAUGAUUAAUUGUUCUAAAGUACCGUUGAUGUGAGUCUCUGUUGUACAACAUAUAGUUAUGUGACGAAGUAAUGUUUAACAAAUUCCAUUAUAUAUGUGGCAAUAGGUCUAUAACGAAUAACGAGUCUAAAGCGAGAGCUGAAACGAAGGAUUGAGAGGGGAAAAUAAAAAAUAUAUAUAUUAUAUAUGUAUACCAUAUACUACCUAUAUGAUUAUGAGUGUAUGUAAUGAAGAAAAACAAAUGGAAAUAAAACAAAUUUAAAUUUUA
Molecule: messenger RNA, 5601 nt
Organism: Drosophila rhopaloa
Lineage: Eukaryota; Metazoa; Arthropoda; Insecta; Diptera; Drosophilidae
Product: protein charybde
Exons: 4
Coding region: 898-1809 (303 amino acids)
Biological process (GO): regulation of TOR signaling; apoptotic process; negative regulation of signal transduction
Cellular component (GO): cytoplasm
Source: RefSeq, a predicted model, not a curated record